This is a messenger RNA of Colletotrichum phormii, 569 nucleotides long. RefSeq lists its product as uncharacterized. The record is from RefSeq and is a predicted model, not a curated record. The transcript is spliced from 3 exons. The coding region runs from base 1 to 420 and encodes 139 amino acids. NCBI's taxonomy places the organism in Eukaryota, Fungi, Ascomycota, Sordariomycetes, Glomerellales, Glomerellaceae.
AUGGCGGCAAAGGCGCAGUCGCCCUUGCGGCAGACCUCCCGAAGGUACACGCCGUAUCCUGGCGUCCUCCAAGUCUUGCUCGUGAGCUACUAUGUGUUCUAUCCAUCCCUAGUUCCCACUGGUGCCCUAGCCGAAAGACAAGCCAAAAAGUGCAAAACCUUCCAAAUCUUCAGAGACCCAGACGCCAUCGAAGGCGGCACGCCCAGUUUCGUAGGCACACCGCAAUGCUGCUGCCAAGACGAGCAAUGCCACGUCAUCGACCGUGUCAACGGCAUCAACACCUCGGCGAACCUCAAUGAUUUCCUCGCGGGUACGUUUACUAUUGAGGAUGCUCGCGGCCAAGAUAAAGGGACUGCGGGGUCGAAUGAUAAUCGGGGGGCUACGUAUACUAUUGGGGCGCAGGGUGGGUGUAGCAAGUGAAUUGGGGAUGUUGUGGAUAUGAAGCGUUCCACGACGCAGAGCUCAUUAGGGAGUUAACAAGACGAUUCGAGAAAUUAAAAGAGGCCAUCCCUCGAGUUACCGCGUGCUCAAGCGGAUGAAGUGAGACAUGACGAGAAGAGUGCAGGUUG